UGUAAGUUGUCAAGAAACGGACAAGAACAAAAAACAGCUGAAAAACUCGUAGGAAAAUACGUGUUUAUUCGUAAUUCCUAGCGAGAAAAUAUACUUAUUUUCUUUAAUCGAAAAUGCCACUUCUUGUAAAGGAUUAUUUGUGGGAAGAAACAGACUUAUCAGUGAUCAUCACUGUACCACUAAAAGGAGCUCAAUUCAACAAGCUCGACAUCUUCUCCACUGAAGAAUAUAUAAAGGUCAGCUAUCCUCCAUACUUGUUCGAGUGUUUCUUGUUUGCUCCAGUAGAAGAUGUGAAGGGAAAAGCGACUGUUGGUAAUGGAGCCGUGGUAUUUAGUCUCAUUAAGAAAGAAGCAGGAAUAUGGAGUAGUUUGCAAGCACCUCAAGCCGAAGAUAAGGAAUUCAAGAAAAGAAAAAGAGAUGAAGCCAUACAGAUGGCACACGAAAGAGCUCUGGAAAUAGCAAGAAUCAAAGAAAAUGAAAAGAGAGAACAAGAAAGAUAUGCUUUAAAGCAACAGAUGAAGAUAGAGGAAGAUGAAAGAAAUAGAGUUGAAGCAGUUAAAGAGCAAGAAAGAAAAAAAGCAGCAAAAGCUAUUGAAAAGUUGAACAAGCCUUACCAAAAGUCUGUAAAAGCAUCAUUAAAAGGUCUUGAUAGUGAUGAUGAUGAAAAUGACAAUGACAAUGACUAUAAAAUCAUCAGCAUGGAAGAGACAGAAGGCAGAGAAACCAAAGAAAGUAUCAAAGACAAUACAAUUUUAAAUAAAAACAUCAGCAAAAGCAGUCGUAAUUCAAAUUUAUCUUCUCAUUCAAUAUUAACUUCACCCACAUCAACAACAAAGAAAUAUCAGCCACCUAAAGGCAGUAAGGAAGAACUUUUUGAACCUUUGCCAGCACCAAGGGAAGCAGGUUGUAUUCAAGUGUCAUUUACUCCAAGAUCAUUCAAAACUGCUGCCAGAGAAUCAAAGGCUCCUGAAGAAGAAGAGUGGUUAAAGAAGGUUGCAGAAGCCAGUCGCAACAAAAAAUCACUGAAAGACAACCCAGAUGCAGUGGAUAUGGAAGAAAUGAAUCCUCUUUGGCUGAAGGAAAAGGGAAUAGGAUUUUAUAAGGCAGAAAACUAUGUUGCAGCAAUUAAUGCUUUUACUGCAGCUAUCGUUCUAGAUGGAAACAUACCUUCUUUGUAUUCUAAUCGUGCUGCUUGUCAUCUGCACAUGAAGCAGUAUAGAGAGUGUAUACAAGACUGUACUUGUGCUCUGGACCUACUAACUCCACCAGUACAAGCCAAUGCAUCCUCUAGAUGUAAAGCAUACAUAAGGAGGGGAACAGCAUUUUUUCAUUUCAAUGAGUAUGCUGAAGCCCUUCGAGAUUAUGAAGAAGGACUCAAACUUGAUCCCAAAAAUGAAAGCUUGACAGCAGAUGCUAAAAGAAUAUGUAGUAUUAUUCAAGGAACACCAAUAAAAUGAAUCAACCAGUCA
Messenger RNA from Actinia tenebrosa (Australian red waratah sea anemone), 1469 nucleotides. Its product is annotated as dynein axonemal assembly factor 4. The record is from RefSeq and is a predicted model, not a curated record. Gene Ontology annotation, molecular function: protein binding. Lineage: Eukaryota; Metazoa; Cnidaria; Anthozoa; Actiniaria; Actiniidae. Gene Ontology annotation, biological process: outer dynein arm assembly; inner dynein arm assembly; cilium movement.